Heterobilharzia americana is the source of this 1434-nucleotide messenger RNA. Lineage: Eukaryota; Metazoa; Platyhelminthes; Trematoda; Strigeidida; Schistosomatidae. The record is from the annotation of a GenBank genome assembly.
GGCGCGUUUACGAGUGUUGUGCCAAUUUGCCCUUGAGGUUCGAAGAACAAAUACAUGGGUUUAGCAAGCACGGAAUUUAGAGCACAGUGCAUUUCCAUCAUAGAGACUUUCAGAAAAAAAGCCGUUUUCUUUGCGCUGUCCUCAUUUUGAUCUUAUAGAUGCCCCAAGAGUUUCGUUUGCGAGAACUGAAAGGAUUUCCAGUCACUAGAGCCUCACCUCCGUACAGCGUGACGUUCCUUGGGACCGAUUUAAAAAAAGAUAUAUUUUCUAUUUUGAGCAGCUUGCUAAAGGACACAUAUAGCGACUUUCUAAUAUUGCAAUCUUCUCAAAGACCAGAUAUUUCAGUUGAUAAAUCUGCACAAAGUAGGGUUGUUGCAAGACUUAAUGUAUUGGUUCUUAUAUCCAAGCGUGUGUUUCAGGCAGUAUGUAAACACCCCAUGUUAAGAGCUGUGCUUCUCCGGGCUAUAUAUCACAUUUUGCGUUUACCUAUUUGGCAUUACAAUCGGUCACUGCGAUGUGCAGCCUUGCGCUGUCUACGAUAUUAUGUGCAUAGUUCCUUCGAUUUUCAGCUACUUCUAGAAUGUCGUCUGGACCUUUUAAUCGCUCGGUGUAUGGAUCUGUCUUACCACCAAACAAAUUUUGUUGCAUCCAGUGAAUUGACUGGGAAUUACACCCGAAGAGGAACAGAUUAUAAUCCUCGAGCUAAAUUCGUUGCCCCAUUGAAUAGUCCUAUCAGUUCGACAUCUUCAUCUCGUCAGUUUACUGAAGAAUCAUCUAGUUGUCUAAUAACUGACGGCAGUCAACAUCAGACUAGUGGAGGCAAUAGUGGUGUAUUAUUCAGAAAAGGGCCAAAUUUUACUCGUUUCUCUCGACCACCUUUGUUUGAUCCUACUCACCCAAUGAAAUCGUUAUUGGCAACUCGAAGUGCUGGAUCUUAUGUGUCUACUAUUAGUGAGCGUCAAAUUGUACUGCGUUUAAUUCAUCACCUUACUCGACUUACACCUCAUCUAAUUCCUCCAAGUUUAAUUAAUGCUGUUGUUGCACCUUGUUUGGAAGUUCAUCGUCAUUCAAUCACGGGUUUAAAUAAAACUGGUCAAAGGGGAGCUAUUGUAGGUCCAACAGCCGGCCCACAUCGCACAUCUAUUCACUCUCGUCGUGUUGGGGAUUUUCCAGAAAUUAACGUGAAGUUCGCUGAUUUUGAUGAAAUGGAACUGGAUACAACUAUUCGGAGUUGCUUACUGAUCCUCUGUGAACUAGGUAUGUAUCAGAUUUUAUCGUUAACAAUUGUUUAUCAGAAUCGCAUGUACUUUUAGCUUCUGGGUUGGUUUUCAUCAUGGUUUGACAACAUUUGGGAAAACAUUGGAACCCUGAGAGCACUGGACAAGUGUUUCGUCCUAGUAUGGGACUCAGCAACCUCGCCUGGUUAACUAGUUU